This is a messenger RNA of Drosophila kikkawai, 2470 nucleotides long. RefSeq names its product Dietary and metabolic glutamate transporter (gene dmGlut). Lineage: Eukaryota; Metazoa; Arthropoda; Insecta; Diptera; Drosophilidae. The record is from RefSeq and is a predicted model, not a curated record. Gene Ontology annotation, cellular component: plasma membrane. Gene Ontology annotation, biological process: transmembrane transport; monoatomic anion transport. Gene Ontology annotation, molecular function: transmembrane transporter activity.
UCUCAUUUGUAAUUUGGCAGACGGCGUGCGCGGAUCGGAGCAGAACUCAGAGGCGAUAUAGCGACAUUAGCGAAACAAGCGAUCGGGAUCGGGUCGGCAGAUCAACGUUAUUUGCUUUACAGUUUUGUUCCAGCUGCUUUUGGAAUUAGUCGCACACACCGGCUGGCUGGUGAAAAGAGACAGAACCAAAAAAAAAGUGCGUGGGUGCCACUUGUUGUUUCGCUCUCGCCAAGUGCGCGAUCUCUCCGUCGCCGUCUCCGUUUUGCGCGUGCGCCAAGUGCAAGGAAGAAAGUAAUACCAAAAGCAAAAGAAAUCGACAUCGAAAUCGGAAUAGAAAUCGGAAUCGAGUUAAAAACGCAGCGUUAAGUGCGCGAUAAGGACCCGCCGUUGUCCUUUAACCCGUAACCGUGGCGAAGGAACUGGCCAGCUUGCUAAAUUUACCAAAUAACAAUCCCGAGAUGACACAACAGCCACAAUGGGGCAUAAACCUAUCCAGGUAUUUCAUACUCCCGCAGCGGGUGAUCUUGGCCAUUAUGGGCUUCCUGGCCAUCCUGAAUGCCUACACGAUGCGUGUCUGCCUUUCGCAGGCCAUCACGGUGCUGGUUGUCAAGAAGAACUCCACGGACGAUGAUUCUGAGGCUAUCUGCGAGCCCGACGAUCUGGAUGAGGGCACAAGCACUGGCGGCGAUUAUGAGUGGUCUGAGGAGCUGCAGGGCUUGAUCCUGUCCUCCUUCUACAUCGGCUACAUUGUCACCCACAUUCCCGGCGGUCUGCUGGCCGAGAAGUUUGGCGGCAAAUGGACCCUGGGCAUUGGCAUCCUGUCCACCGCUGUCUUCACCAUGCUCACGCCUCUGGCCAUCGAUCUGGGUGGCUCCGAUUGGCUAAUUGUCACUCGAGUUCUGAUGGGUCUCGGGGAGGGCACCACCUUCCCUGCUUUGAGUGUACUCCUGGCGGCCUGGGUGCCGGCAAACGAGCGUGGCAAGCUUGGUGCUCUAGUGCUGGGCGGCGGUCAGGUGGGCACCAUUAUGGGCAACCUGCUGUCGGGAGUGUUCCUCGAUGCCUACGACUGGCCAUUUGUGUUCUACUUCUUUGGCGGCCUUGGUGUCAUCUGGUUUGCAAUCUUUGUCUUCCUGUGCUACAGUGACCCCGUUUCGCAUCCGUUUAUUAAGCCCAGCGAGCGCGAGUAUCUGGUUAAGGAAAUCGGCACGAUUAGCCGCAACGAGGACUUGCCGCCGACUCCAUGGAAGGCCAUUCUCACCAAUCUGCCCAUGUUCGCACUGGUGUCCGCUCAGAUCGGUCACGAUUGGGGCUUCUACAUCAUGGUGACUGAUCUGCCCAAGUACAUGGCCGAUGUUCUGCAGUUCUCGAUCAAGGCCAACGGCCUGUACUCCUCCCUGCCGUACGUCAUGAUGUGGAUCGUGUCCGUGGGCAGUGGCUUCGUGGCCGACUGGAUGAUCCGUCGCGGCAUCAUGAACACAACGAAUACGCGUAAGGUGAUGACAGGACUGGCUGCCUUCGGUCCGGCCAUCUUCAUGGUGGGCGCCUCCUAUGCCGGCUGCGAUCGUGUCCUUGUCGUGGUCCUCUUCACCAUCUGCAUGGGUCUGAUGGGCGCCUACUAUGCGGGCAUGAAGCUGAGUCCCCUGGACAUGAGCCCCAAUUACGCUGGCACCCUGAUGGCCAUCACCAACGGUAUCGGAGCCAUAACGGGUGUGAUUACGCCGUAUCUGGUGGGCGUGAUGACACCAAAUGCCUCGCUGCUGGAGUGGCGCCUGGUGUUCUGGGUGGCUUUCGGCGUGCUCUUCGUCACUGCCAUCGUGUACUGCAUCUGGGCAUCCGGAGAGGUGCAACCGUUCAAUAACGCACCCAUCCAGCCGCGGACGGUGGACUUUGAGGCGCAGGAACGCAAGCCGGAGGCCGGAAAGGCAAGGGCUGCUCUGGAGCACAGCUCCUAGAGAGGAUCGCCAACGAAUGUGCCAUAUGUACUGCUGUACUCUAGUUCAAAUGCUGCCAGCGGGGGCGCAGCGGUGGCUGCUGUUCAGAUUGCUAGUUUUAUAGUAUUCCCGAUCUGGCCGAGCCCCGGCAGAUGAAGGCAGAAGGCGCCAAAUGAUUUAAUUUAAGCGAAUUUACUUACACUCCCCCCGAACGUGCGCCGCAUACUUCUACGUAUUCCUGUUGUAGACAGGAGCGAUCCUUGUGGCUCCUUCCUUCGCAUCGCGCACGCCACGUACUCUCUUAAUUAUUAUUUAGUAUUUAAAUCUAAAAAUCGCUUUCCACGUUUAAGACUUAGUGUGUAAUUGCACAGAGCUCGUCGUAUUGCCGUAUUGUAAAGAAUCAAAUUAUGAAAAACCUUGUACAUUUUAGAUUGUUGAUCAAUGUGUAAAGUGAAACUUUUUUAACUGUCCCGUUUAAGACAUUACUUGUUUUUAUGACGUUAGUCAAAUAAAGUGUAUAAAGCAAAUUGUAAUCUUAA